AUGAGUACCUUGGAUGAAGAUACCAACGAAGGCACGUCGCAGAGCUCAACCGCCGGCAGCCCGCGAAACCGGCGUCGGCAUCGAAGGCUGCGGCGUCACGCGGCCCCCGCCGGCGGCCUUUCCGACCCCUCCGACGCCGUCUCCGAAAGGGAGGACGACCCCGAGGACGGGCGCCCCCCCUUGGUUCCCAUCCACUCCAAGCCCCGGGUGAUCACCGAGGCGCUGUUUAUCUGGGAGACGGUCGCGAGCUUCUGCGAGCCGCAGCUCGUCUGCGAGUUGGAGCGUCUCUCCCGGGACGUCGCGGCGCACCUCGCGCGGUCGAACACGGGCACCCGCCUCCUGCAGCGUUACUGGCACGCGCAAUGGCGGGGGCUGGUCUGGCCCGACCCCCCCCCUUCCCUCGACCUGCGCCUACUGCGGCCCGCCUCCCUCCCGAGAUGUAACGGACGGGUGCGGUGGAAGCAGUCCUUCGUGGAAGAGUACCCCCUCUGGCUGCAACGGACAAUCAUGGGGAAAGGGAAGAACGACAGGGCCUACGACGCCUCGAAGGUCCUCUUCCAUCGCGAGACCCUCAACUUGCACAAGUCCGCCGAUGAAUUGGCGGCCACCGAGCUCACCGUCGAGGAGGCGUUGCAGAAGGCUAUCGCAAAACGGGGAAUCGAGGUGGGGAUGGAUGAAAAAGGGGAUCCGAAGGAACUCCUAAAUACUCUAAAGCGUCGUGGUCAGGACGGUGUGCGUAGCAACGGUACUGCGAGCCCACGGUUAGUCAAAGGCCUGAGCUGCCUUAACCUCUGCUCUCGAUCCUCACAAGAAAGUCUCACCCGCGAGGACUACCAAAUGGAUCAUCGACAAGGUUCCAGAAAGGGAAAACAUAAAAAAGGCUUAGACAAAAAGUGGAGCAGCUACGACAACUUUGGUGAUUUUGAUUAUUAG
Molecule: messenger RNA, 933 nt
Organism: Phytomonas sp. Hart1
Lineage: Eukaryota; Euglenozoa; Kinetoplastea; Trypanosomatida; Trypanosomatidae
Source: the annotation of a GenBank genome assembly